Messenger RNA from Racocetra persica, 123 nucleotides. The record is from the annotation of a GenBank genome assembly. NCBI's taxonomy places the organism in Eukaryota, Fungi, Glomeromycota, Glomeromycetes, Diversisporales, Gigasporaceae.
GUGUUUGAAUGGUAUCUGAACUCAGUUGAGAGCUGCGAUUCGAUUGAACAAUAUAAGCCUGGACGAUGUUGUCAAAAAGGUAUUGACAUGGAAGAAGACACACAUAAGAUUGAACCAAAUGGG